This is a messenger RNA of Solanum verrucosum, 768 nucleotides long. RefSeq lists its product as uncharacterized. The coding region runs from base 1 to 768 and encodes 255 amino acids. The transcript has a single exon. Lineage: Eukaryota; Viridiplantae; Streptophyta; Magnoliopsida; Solanales; Solanaceae. The record is from RefSeq and is a predicted model, not a curated record.
AUGGAUAUUGAUGAAAAGCUGGGAGGCAUUCCUUACAAUAUGAGAAAAAGUAUUGAAUUCAUUGGAAUCAUUGAAGCUUGUGGACUCAUGGACUUGGGGUUUAAUGGACCUAAAUUCACUUGGUCUAAUCAAAGGGGUAUAAAUUUCAGAAUUUGGAAAAGGUUGGACAGAGCUAUGGUUAAUGAUAGGUGGUUGCAAAUCAUGCCUCACACUAGCAUUACCCACCUACCUUCUGUGGGGUCUAACCACUGCCCACUCCUGAUGGAAAUGACUGUUAGACCAGAGAAUCACAUUAAAUACUUCAGAUUUCUUAACUGUUGGGCUGAUCAACCUGCAUUUACAGAGACUGUUACCAACUGCUGGAACAGGCCUAUUGAAGGACAUCCUAUGUGGACCAUCCAUCAGAAAAUGAAGAGACUUUCCUCUACUCUCAGUGCUUGGUCUAAAAUGCAGUUUUGGGACAUUUAUGCAAAGGUCAGAGAUUAUGAGGAAAGAGUCAGGCUGGCAGAAGAGGACCUCAUUCACAACAACACUGAAGAACAGCGAACAAAACUUCAUGGUAUUAAUGCAGAAUAUAUCAAAUUCAUGAAGUUGGAGGAUUCUAUUCUUAAACAAAAGACUCAGCUACAGUGGUUUAAAGAGGGUGAUGGUAAUUCUAAGUACUUUCAUGCUUUGAUUAGAGGAAGAAGGAGAAGGUUGUUUAUCCACAAAAUCCUCAAGGACAAUGAUGAAUGGGUACAGAGUGAUGAUCGCGCAGGCCGCCUGUGA